Planococcus citri (citrus mealybug) is the source of this 3281-nucleotide messenger RNA. RefSeq names its product speckle-type POZ protein-like B. Gene Ontology annotation, molecular function: ubiquitin protein ligase binding. Gene Ontology annotation, cellular component: cytoplasm. Gene Ontology annotation, biological process: proteasome-mediated ubiquitin-dependent protein catabolic process; regulation of proteolysis. The record is from RefSeq and is a predicted model, not a curated record. The transcript is spliced from 2 exons. Bases 209 to 1318 code for a protein of 369 amino acids. Lineage: Eukaryota; Metazoa; Arthropoda; Insecta; Hemiptera; Pseudococcidae.
GUGAACUUCAGCAUUCGACCAUUCGUUGUUCAUAAUUUUAACUGUAACUACAGUGUUAUGUGUUCAUUCUGCUUCUACACACAAUCCUUCUGCGCUGAUUAGAAAGUGUUCGUUGUUUACUUUUCUUCGAAAUAUUUUUUAUUGCUUGAAAUUGAUAAAAUUUGUGAAUACUGCAAGCACAGUAGAGCAAAACAGCUUCAAUUUCGCCAUGGGAGAAAAUCAGCUAAUAGUUCAUAACUGGAGUUCCACUAAACCACUUGAUUCUGAACAAUACGAAAAUUUUAAUUAUUUGUGGAUAAUUCAUCGCUAUGAAGAGAGCUUCGACGCGACUACUUCAGAAAUACUAUCGCCUGAAUUCUCCACUCCCUCGAAUGAGAGACACAAAUGGACUAUAAUACUCGAGCCCCGCUCCUACUGCGACAAAUACGACCUCUACUUCGUCAAAUUGUCUCUUAGCUUCGCCUGUGUCGAAGCAAAUGUUGAAUUAUCGGCGCGAUUCAAGUUUUCAAUCUUGGAUUCUGAGCGAAGAGUUGCCCUAGAGAGACGAAGCACAUUCCGUCAAUUUAAAGACGAUAAAGAAUGGUUUAUAGACAACUUCAUUGAAAGAGACGCCUUAUUCGAAAGAAAAGAAAGCCUGUUACCAGAUGAUAAAUUAUCCAUUUUGUGUGAAAUCACUUUGCGUCCUCCAUCAUCUACACAACACGAAGUAUCCAAUCAGCCUAGGUUCGAUAUCAUGCCAAUAGAAACCCCAUCAUGUAGUGCCUUAUCCGAUGAUCUAUCCCAAUUAUUAGAAGAUCAAGAAUUUUGUGACAUCGCCAUGUUCGUAAAUGGCCAACAAUUCAAAGCUCAUAAGGGUAUUCUCUCUGCACGAUGUGCUGUAUUCAAGGCUAUGUUCAAACAUCGCAUGAAAGAGGCCAAUAGUAAUCGAGUAGAAAUAACCGAUAUUGAACCUGACGUAUUUCGCGAAUUAUUGCAUUACAUUUACACUGGAAACGUGAAAAAUACGGAGAUGGCGACAUUCGUGGAUUUACUCGUCGUGGCCGAAAAAUAUGAUUUGCAAAGCCUCAAAUUUUUAUGCGAAGAUGCAUUAUGCAAACGUUUAUCGAACGACAACGCUGCAAAUAUUUUGAUCAUGGCUGAUUUGCACCAAUCGGAAAAAUUGAAAGCCGCGGCAAUUUCUUUCAUUAAAUCGAACUCCUUCGCUGUGAUGAGCACUGAUAGAUGGAAAGACGUGCUCGAAAACUAUUCAGAUUUGGUUCGCGAUGUCAGAAUUGGAAAUGUCAAACCAAAACGAAGAACGAAAAGGAAAAUGAAAUAAAACUCUACUUUUAAUGGGAAAAAGAAAAUAAAAAAAAAAUUAAAUUCCAGCUGAAAUCCUUGGAAUUGUAAAUUUUUCAAAAAGCAGCAAGAAUCAAUGAAAUAGGAAUACCUACUUUAAAAAAAACAAACAAGAAAAAAGUCUCAUUUUUUAACCGAAAAAUUUGAACAAAAAUCUCAUUUUCAAAGAGGAUUGCGAAUACCUAAGUAAUUUCCUGCCAAUUAUUGCAAAAAAAGCUUGUUUUCUUCUGAAAUUGUCAAAGUUCUCGGUUUUUUGUAAAAAGUUCCAAGGCCCACUUUUUUCCAAAAAUUAUUCAAAGAUCUAGCAUUUAUCCAAAAAUUAUGAAAAGGUACAUUUUUUUUUUUUUUUUUUUUUUUUUACUUGAAAUGGCCAAAAAUUGCAAAAAGGUGUCGUUUUUUUACCUAAGAAAUUCAAAAAAUCUCACGUUCGAAAAAAAAUUACGAAAAAGUGUCAUUACUUUACCAAUACCUAAUUCCCAAAAUUUCCACAUUUUGCUUUUUAAAAAAAUCUUGCGAUUAAAAGUAGGUACAAUGUUUUUGCCAAUAAAAAUCUACUUUUUGCCAAAAUUGUCAUUCUUGCUUUUCGCCAAAAUUUUUCCCCUUUUUUAUACGUUUUUUAGUAAGGGUAGAGGCACCAAAUAUGGACCACUUUUUUUUGAAGGAUUGCCACUUGAAAACUAUAGGAGGUAGAAACCUCCACAAAGGCUUAAAAUGAAGUUCCAUCCUUCCACUAACACUGUACAAAACUUCAGGGGUGAAGGUCAACUUUAAGUAUGUUUUUUUUAUUGUUGAGUGAUGAGUGUCAAAAUGACAGUUCGAAAUUUUGGACGCCUAAUAUGGACCACCUAUAAAAUUUCAAAAUAAACAUACUUUCACAUUUUUCAAAAGGUCAUAUUUAUUUGUAGAAAUGAACAAAAAACGUAUUCUCAGCAGUUCAGGUUAAUUUUGAAUAAUUUUUUUCAAAUUGUUGGAUGGCGAGUGUCAAAAUGACAGUUCAAAAUUUUGGACGCCUAAAUAUGGACCACCUAAAGAAUAAUUUCAAAAUAAACAUAUUUUUACGUUUCAAAACAUCAUAUUUAUUAGUAGAAAUGAACAAAAAAAAGGAUUUCAAGCAUUCCCCUUUUCAGCGGCUGUAAAAAAUGAGUAAAAAAUUCAAUAUCACAGGUGGUCCAUAUUAGCGCACCCCAUAAAAAAAACUUUGCACCAAAAAUUUCUGUACGUACUCUCAAUUUUAGCAAAAACUGAUCACUCCAGCAGAAACUACAUCCUUUUUUGAUAUUAUAAACAUCAAUGACAUUUAGAAAAUUACACCACAUAUAUAUUUUAAUAAAAGUUGAAAAACACACUAAAAAAAAUUUUCAGUGUCUCAAAACAGUUUUUUGUGAAUUUCUCAGCGAGUUUUGAGUUUAUAGUUGUAAUUUUUGUCUCAUUCGUUUUUUUGAUGAAAAAUACAUCAGAAUACAUUUUUUCCUGACAGAUUGCGCUAAUUACCAACGAGAACGGGCGCUGGUCCAUAUUGCGGACUGGUCCAUAAUUGGUGCCCUUACCCUUAGCAUUAUUAAAUGUAAUACAGGGUGGGCCAACAAAAACUCCCAACUUUCAAACGCGUCGCAAAUGAGAACUAUGAGGUUUUCAGAGUUGGUUACACUGCGAGGUGAUUCUCCAGACUUGGCCAUUUAAGAUGAACUCUUAUUUUUUGACUAAACACAACUUGAAUGCCCUCCGCGCCGGAAUUUACAUUCCACCUGUCCAUAUCAAAAAUUUGUAAAUGGAAAAAUUUUUUGAAAAUUUUUAGUCUCUUUAGUUUUCCGCAUUUACUGGACGAACCGUACGUCCUAGAUAAAAUCUGAUGACAGUGAUCUGAAAGAGAAUUAAAUUCUCUACAAUUUCGUAUAUGUGAAAUUUUUAUAGGACGCUUAGUUCCAAAACUGGACAUUCUUGAA